Messenger RNA from Scomber japonicus (chub mackerel), 4236 nucleotides. RefSeq names its product vascular endothelial growth factor Aa (gene vegfaa). The transcript is spliced from 7 exons. NCBI's taxonomy places the organism in Eukaryota, Metazoa, Chordata, Actinopteri, Scombriformes, Scombridae. Gene Ontology annotation, cellular component: membrane. The coding region runs from base 565 to 1134 and encodes 189 amino acids. Gene Ontology annotation, molecular function: chemoattractant activity; vascular endothelial growth factor receptor 1 binding; growth factor activity. The record is from RefSeq and is a predicted model, not a curated record. Gene Ontology annotation, biological process: response to hypoxia; positive regulation of angiogenesis; vascular endothelial growth factor signaling pathway.
ACCGCUGCAGAGCCAGGGACAAGCACCAAAGACAAGCCGAGGUGCAGCAAAUGAGAGGAACCAUAUGAAGACAGUUUGCAGAAGAAAGCAAAAGGAUCACUUCUAACCGGCAACCAGUGCGGGUAUUCCUCUUCACCCACACCUUCCUGUUGUGGGAUCAAUGAGCGUAAUGAGAGAAACCAGUGCGUAAAGUUGGUGAGCUGAUCUGCCCGUCUCCCGCUUCCCCUCUGAACAUUAUUGUUGUCAUUUCUGGGGGAUCGCUGUGUUCCUGUGGUCCCGGUUCCAGUGUGGAUUUUAGAACCCAUCACAGUGUCUUUGUCUGUGGGUGAGCGAGGCUUGUUGGACGGUAACAUUUCAAGCGGAGCGCUGCUAGGAGACAUUAGAGGAGUCUGUGUGAACGUGCCACAUGUGUGUGGGAGAUAUGGAUUUGCUUUUACUAUAGCCAAGGUUUGCCGCGGUUUUUUAAAAUAUUCAUUUUUCAUUUUCUGACUGUGCGCGUGUUAUUAUAUUGUAUUUUCUCUUAAACGACCGCUGGGAUUUCACGACUCGUGCGGAAUUACAACCAUGAACUUUGUUGUCAGUUUGGUACAAAUCCUUUUGGCAGCGGUUCUUCAGCUAUCCACAGUAAAGACUGCCAGCAUUAACAAGGGACUGGACAAGAGUAAAAAUGAGGUCCUCCCACUCUUGGACGUCAUUGAGAAGAGUAAGUGCCAGCCAAGGGAAGUGCUGGUGGACAUCUUCCACGAGUAUCCGGAGGACACGGAACACACCUACAUCCCUUCCUGCGUGGUCCUCAACCGCUGUGGAGGUUGCUGCAACGACGAAGCGAUGGAGUGCGUACCCACGGAAACCAAGAACAUCACGUUGGAGGUAAUGCGGUUAAGACCAAUGGUAAUGCAACAUAAUAUUCACUUAAGAUUCACCGAGCAUAAAACGUGUGAAUGCAGACUAAAGCCAGAUGUUCAACUAAAGAAAGAAUACCACUGUGCGCCUUGCUCAGAGAGAAGAAAACGCUUGUUUGUGCAGGACCCUAUCACCUGUAAAUGUUCCUGCAAAUUCACACAAUUAGACUGCAAGUCCAGGCAACUUGAGUUAAACGAGAGAACUUGCAGAUGUGACAAACCAAGGAGAUGAGACCAGGAGAGGCGGACUACACUGUUAUGAAGGAAUCUUUUUUGGCACAGCACUUUGAAACCUGAGGAUGCAUUCCGUGCAAGAAAUGCAACACUAAAUGACAACGCGAGACAGGAUGUUGUCGACUCUGAUCUUGCCACUGUCUGUUUUCCGCCUAAAGAUAUUAAUAUAUAUGUACAUAACACUAUAAGUACAUCGACAAUGUGUAUUGCUGCUACAUAAAAGGAUAUUAUUUAAAAAACGAAACGAAUGCGCCAAUGGCGUUGAAUGGGAAAUGUUUCAGUGGCAGUCUGCUCAUAGUAGGACUGGGAAAAGAAAUCUUAUUUUAUGUAACACUUCACUGGAUGCUGGUCUGCUGUGGACACGAAUAUCUUAAAUAUUUCUUAGUAAGAGAAACUGGUGACGACAACUUCAUCAAGCAGUGCAGCGAAGCCCAACUCACCUCUAAACUGUGGAAGGGACUGAGUUUGGAUGGAUGGAGGACAAGGAGCUGCAAGUGGAUAAACAGCUGUUGUGCUUGAACCAAACUACAGGUCCAAGAACCGUUUCCCUCUGUGACGAUGUGAAGUUUUGUCACCGCUGUACGAAGUGACUCCAGUUGGUGUGAGAAUCACCUAAAAUGUCUCUCAGAGUUUCCAGAAAUGACUGUCGGGUUACGUGCCGUGGUGAUGGAUAAUGUGAAGAUGACUUUCUUCCCACACGGAAGGGUUACAUGAGGAUGGCAAGAAUAAACUACAGGUUCAUUUACAGUGAUGCUUUGGCAAGUAACUAAUUAGCAACCUGGGUUAAGGUCUCUAAAUGUGGACAAGUAAAACAACCUCUAAUGUUGAAGUUAAGUGUCAAAGUUUUGAUCAGGGUUAAAGGUAACACACUACUACCUGUUUCUACUUGUGCCUCCUUUACGUAACCCUUUCCUGCUUGGAAAACAGAUUUGUCUCUCUUUUUGUGCACAGAGUUUAUUAUUUGUAUUUUAAGGUAUUGUGUUUUUUUCACAUCAUGUCUUGAGACCAGGCUGCCUAAAGGGAUACUACUGUAGGUAUAUACGGAGACAAGAAGUAAACAGACGAGCUGAUCACAGCUCAUCUCUAUAGAAAUCCACAGCCUUCCAAUUUUCUUAUUUAAUGGCUUUGUGUGUGUUCCAAAGAAAUAGUCAUACAUCCACAACAGAGCAGUUUAUCAUAAACGAUCUGUAUAUACUUACUAGAUAUCCCUGUGACUAGUACACUACACCUAAUUUAUAGAAUAUGUUCAGUAUUCUGUAUCAUUAUAUUUAUAUGCAGUGUUAAAGUAUUUUUUGUUUGUCCUCCUCAAUUGUUUUUUGUCUGUCUGAAGAUUGAACAGAGAACACGUUUGACUGUAGAUGCCUUUUUUUUAAGCGAGAGAAGAAACUGUCUAAUAGACAAUGCUUUGACAUUCCUGAUUUAACAUAAAGCUGCGUUUCUCACCAGCCAGAGGGGGAUCAUGGUGGGCCUGUUGACCGAUAGAAACCCCAGCCAUCAGUGUGUGAAUGAUGCCCCGACACAGGUGUUUUUCAUUUUGGACUGGGGCGAUGGACAUGUGGUUUUGCACUUGUGGGCCCGAAGACACGUCAUAAGGAGGACUGAGGGAGUCUUGUUGCCGCUGUUCAGGCCUUUAGUCUAAGGGUGGUAAACUGCUGCAGAGUUUUUUUUUCUGGCUUUAAUCCAGGUGUUAACAAAAAGUCCCCUUUGUGAGAACCAAGUAUCAAACACAGCCACUAACCACAAAUCAAACUUUCCCUUUAAUAUUAAACUGUUACCAUAUGAGUAAAUGACCUUACUCAUUGUUGAGUAGCCACAACAAAGCUGUAUGAUAAAGAAUAACAGGACACAAAGAUUAGUAAAGUCACAAAUUAUUUUUCAUUGUAAGUGAUGAACUAAAUGGGCCACAAUAAGAAGAUUUCAAACUAUUAUACUGUUAUAGAUUAAAAAAAAGUAUGCACUGUGUACUUCCACAUAUCAUCUAUAUUAUUUAUAAGAUAAGGUAAUUAUUAGGGAUGAGCAUGAGUACUUGAGUCCUUGAAUUGAACAUCAGUAUUUGUUCAACAUAUACAGUAAUCGCUCCCUCUUUGUUUUGCCCUGUAAAAAGAAAACACAUAUAUAUAAAAGAUAUAAAGGUACAUUGCCCCUGUCCUGUACUAAUAGUGUAUAUGUUUUGGAUGGAAGGCAGUAAUCUAACUGCUAUCAAUCAAUAUCCAAAUAGAUCCACAUUGAAAAAAUACUCGACCUGCACAGCCACAUUUCUUUUUUUGACCAGACAUGAGAGGGAUGUAAACUAAAUGAAUGUGCAGUGCAAGCUUUGUUAUGUUAAACGUGUAGAUCAUAGAACAACUAGUUUGAUUAUGAACCAUUUAUGCAUUAAGCACAUGGAGAAAGCAGCAGAGACAGAUAACAGGCGAUAGACCAGUAGCCUAUGAAAUCAACUGUUUAUCACCAUUACUUUUUACAUACAAUGACUAGUUCAAAUGUGUAAAUGAUCAAAUUGCCUACCUGCAAUCAUAGGAAUUUUCAGAAGACAGGUCAAGACUCAAACUCACCGGCUUUAGAUAUAUAGAUUUUUAAUAUAUAUUUUUAUCCCUUUUCCAUAAAACAUGAUUUAUGAUGUACUUUAACCUCUAAUGCUUGGUCAAACUAAAGUUUUGUAAUAUCAGAUGCUCAUAGCAUAAAGCUGCUACACAGAAAAGCCUCCACACUACCUGUGUCAUGUGUUAGUGCCAGUUGUACCACUUCUGUUCAUCAAACAUGUGAACCAGCUACACAGAUGAUUUUCACUAGUACCAUCCUCACACUAAAGACCUGACAGUGUUGUCACUGAGUCCGGCUGCUGGCUCAGUGCACACGGCUCUCCAGUCCUCUGAUGAUGAGAACAUUCUAUUUGUAUUUAAAAAACAGACUUUUUUUUUUUUGAGUUUGUACAGCCACAAACAUUUUUAGUAUAUUUUCACAUUAAUAUAUUUAUUGGUGCUGUAAAAUAUUUUACAAUAUUAAUACUCCUCCUUGGUUGUUGUUUUUAGUGUAACUAUUAAAACAUAUUUAUUUUGAAAAUACUUUGGGUUUUUUUAUUAAACGUCUUUUGGAGCCUUGU